Molecule: messenger RNA, 2292 nt
Organism: Cydia pomonella (codling moth)
Lineage: Eukaryota; Metazoa; Arthropoda; Insecta; Lepidoptera; Tortricidae
Product: solute carrier family 22 member 1-like
Exons: 6
Coding region: 271-1632 (453 amino acids)
Biological process (GO): transmembrane transport
Molecular function (GO): transmembrane transporter activity
Source: RefSeq, a predicted model, not a curated record
ACUGAAAAAGUUGGAUACCGGUGAGUGUGAUUUAUGCGCAAUUUUAAACAGACUUAAAAAUGAUAACUUUUUAACCGUAUGUCUAAAAAAUUACAGGAAAAAAAACAUGUAAGAUGACGUAGGUAUUUAAUAGAUUGGUUGGUGAUGAGGAGAAUGUUACUCUGAAAAACUAUAUAUUCUAGCGUAGUUUGGUCUAAAAUGUCGUUAUAAUUGCGGUGUAGUAUAAUAGAUAUAUAUUGUUAACAAUCAGAUACUUAUCUCGGUUCUGUUAUGUUUUUAAAAGACAAUUUCCAUUGUGGCAUUGUACCAUAUUCUAGAUGCGCUGAUCAGCUGCUACCCAAUAACACAAGUGAGAGUACCACCAUGUGGUGCGCUAAUCCAGCGGCUUGUUCCGAGUGGGUCUAUGAUAAUUCAGAUAGCUUUGUGGCCGAGUUUCAACUCGCAUGUCAAGAAUGGAAAAGAACUUUAAUUGGAGGAGUGCAAGCUUUUGGACAUAUGCUGGGUUCUUUCAUAAUCGGAUCGUUAUCUGACAGGUUCGGAAGGAAAACUUUAGUCGUCAUAACAGGAGUGACGGGCGCGGUACUAGGACUGGCAAAGAGCUUCUCUACCUCUUACUGGCUCUACGUCGCACUGGAAUUUUUGGAAGCUGGAUUUGGUGACGUAAUGUUACCUAUAUUGACACUAGCGGUAGAAAUGGUGGCAACCAAGUCUCGCGUCACAUACACUACACUAUGCAAUGUAGGCUUUAGUGGAGGAAUACUGGUUGUUUUGAUUGCCUGGCUUGUUCCUUAUUGGCGAAACUUUCAGAGAGUGCUGUACGCGCCGGGAUUACUGUUCAUAGUCUUCAUUUAUAUCAUAGAUGAGAGUCCUAGGUGGCUCCUGUCUAAGGGAAAAAAGGAAGAAGCUGUGCAUAUUAUACGCAAGGCUGCUAAUCAAAAUAAAUUAUACAUUGAAGAGAAUCUAUUAAACAUGAUUUCCUGUGAAAAGAAUGAAGGGUUGAGCUUUUUCACAGUAUUGGGAAACACGUUCAAAUCAAAAUCUCUAUUGAAACGAUUUAUCGUUUGCAGUGUUUGUUUGAUCGCAUGCUGUUUCGUGAGUCAUGGAUUGAUAAUAAACUCAGUGUCAUUGUCAGGAAGCAAAUACACAAAUGUUGCACUGUCGUUUGGCUUGAAACUCCCGAGCAGUAUUUUGUCAGGGUAUAUCAUGGCUAAGUUUAAUCGGAAAAAUCCUUUAAUAUUAUUCUUCAUGGCUUGCGCUACCCUUUGUAUUGGACAACCAUUUAUCCCAGAUAAUCUUCAAUGGCUCCUUAUUUUGAUAUACAUGGCGGGCAAAAUGACAGCCACAAUGUGCUUAACUAUAACCCAGAUUUAUACUUGCGAGCUGUUUCCUACGCAAACAAGGAGUUCCAUGCAUGCACUGUGUGUGGCUAUAGGCAAAAUUGGCUCUAUAACGGCUACGCAAACUCCUUUGAUGAUGGCGUAUUGGUCUGGACUACCAACAGCGAUGUUUGGUGCUGUAGCGCUGGUGGCCGGACUCGCCACGUUGCUCCUGCCGGACACGGGGAACCAGAACCUUCCGGAUACGGUCUGCGAGGCCGAGGCUUUAGAAUACUCCGACACAAUUAAGAAUUAAUUGUAGAACACUUUCAUAUUAAACAGUUAUAAAAAAAUAUAUAAAGCGUUUUUGGUGUUAAUUACUUAAGCGUUGAACAAGGAAGGGCAGUCAUCAUCAUCAUCAUCAUCUUUCUAGCAUUGUCCCAACCUCUUGCCACGGCUCACUAGGCAGUACAGAAAAUGCUACACUAAUUUCAUACGUUAAAUAAGUUUAGAAUAAUAUGGUUCAUGAGAAAUUUUCUUGAGCAACAGCUGUUACAAUAUAUCUCGGUAUCCUUGAUUAAGUAAGCGCAAAGAGAAAUAUCUCAUAAAGAUGAGCUAUCGAUGUAGUUUAAAAUUUUGAAGUAUGGUCAUCAUUCACAACUGUUUGCUUUGCAACAACCCCGUCGCUCACUUAACAAAUGUGUCCAAAAAAGUGUCUCUUGUAACCAAUGUCUUCAUGAUUUUUAAGUAACAAGCUACAUGGUUAAAAAUAUUUAUAUAUGUUUAAAGACACAAGCAAUUGUUGUGCAACUAUAUCGAUAGACAUUAAUGAAUAACAGAUCGGAACUCAAUACGAAAUUCUGACUCCAGCCGUCGAUAAAUUAAUAUUUAGUUCCAUGCAGCCACCGGCCGGCUAUUGUACCAAUAAUUAAUAUUUCAAACCGAACUGAAUAAACCAGCGCUGCCGAACACACUU